Molecule: messenger RNA, 1148 nt
Organism: Dreissena polymorpha
Lineage: Eukaryota; Metazoa; Mollusca; Bivalvia; Myida; Dreissenidae
Exons: 6
Coding region: 98-631 (177 amino acids)
Source: RefSeq, a predicted model, not a curated record
CUUAGAAGUGGAUACAUCAAGCUCAUUAAUCAGGUAUAUAAUUAACGAAAACGGUCACUUGGUUCCGUUUAAGCUGUUUAAAAAAGGGCUUCAUCCAAUGAACUGCCGAGGCGGGUUUCACAAGAGGGAACUUGAAGAGAAUUAUCCGGACGCGCAUGAUGUUUAUGAUCUACAGAGCUAUUACAAACGGAGGUACAGACAACAAGAAACGAAAAGAAGUUCACCUUCGCAAAAAGAUCUAUUCCUGGGCGCACUGUCAAAUAGGAAAGAUCAAAUGGACAACAACGAAGGCAUAUUCCUGGAUUACGAUCAGCAGUUUCCUCCAUCCGAACAUUCGCUUAAGCAAACUAAACAAAACGAAAGUCCGUUCCAGCAUGACGGUAUCGAACCAACUUUUGAACUUGUUGGAAAUAUAAGGAUCAAAGGAGUUCCAUUUGGCCUGAAGAAUUUCUUUGUCUCUUCUGCGAUAGAAAAAGAGCCGUCACGCGAUUUGCUUCCAGAUGGGGCAGUGUCUUUGGAUAAUGACCUGUGGACCGAAGUUAAAGACGCUAUUGACUUUGGAGGAGGUACCUCCAAGUCGUCAGAUGAUAAUUUGGUGAAUGCUGGAGGUCCGAGCGAACUGUUCGACUAAAUACGGCGGUUUAUUAUGGACAUUGCUUGAUUUUCGAACAAUUUUCCAAACGUAUUUCUUUGUAAUAAAAUGUGAUAUAACAGCAAGAUAUACUCCAAAUAUGUUCUAAUAAAUCAAUAUAUCACAAUGAAUGAUGACUUGAUUCGAAAGAACAAACCAAGCUUAUUAACAAUCGCUCAUUAAUCAAGUUGUUUAUGAGCAAAGGGUGUUAAACAUAAUAGCAACUUUGAUGACAACGCAUCGCAUUAACGUCGUUAUAUUAAACAAUUAUCGUAACAUAACAUAGGAAAGUAUAAACUUUUAUUUACCCCGGUUUAAUCAACAUAUUCCAAUUUGUAAUGAUGGAUUAUUGCUUGAUUACUUGAAAGCGUUUCCUAAAUGAAAGUCACACUAUACAGAUAAUAAACAUUUGAGUUAUGCAACAAACACUGGUAUAUAUUCCGUAGCUCAUGUUAUAUCAAUAUAAUUUGUACUUCUGAAACCGUAGCAACAUGUGAAUAAAUGUAUGAGCCCAUCA